Messenger RNA from Penaeus monodon (black tiger shrimp), 4685 nucleotides. Its product is annotated as protein shuttle craft-like. Gene Ontology annotation, cellular component: nucleus. Gene Ontology annotation, biological process: negative regulation of transcription by RNA polymerase II. NCBI's taxonomy places the organism in Eukaryota, Metazoa, Arthropoda, Malacostraca, Decapoda, Penaeidae. The record is from RefSeq and is a predicted model, not a curated record. Gene Ontology annotation, molecular function: DNA-binding transcription factor activity, RNA polymerase II-specific; zinc ion binding; RNA polymerase II transcription regulatory region sequence-specific DNA binding.
UGGCAACUCCGCUGAGGCCGUGUUGAGGCCGUGGAAAUUAUCAUUAAAGAUUAGAAAAGGCUGUGUCUCUUCUCCCGUUCAGCCUUGCGCCUUCGAAGUGCGUGUGUGGAAUCCCCUCCGCGGGCGGAACAGGAUGACCAUGGCCAUGCUGGAGCCCUUAGUGCUUUUUGCGGGUUAAAAAGGGCGAGAAAGUUGAGUCACAGAAUGGCAGAAGCUGGCCGGAACAGCGGAGGAAUGAGCCAGCCGGGAAGAGGCUCUGCAUAUAGCACAAACUUCCCAUCACCUAUGACGUACCAGCCCAUGCAGGUACCACCAUUCCAAGCUGGGUACCAAGAUAUGUUUGUCCAGUCUUACCCCAGGGUGAUGCCCAUCUCACACUUCCAGGGUAAUGUACUCUGCCAAGACAAUUCCCAGUUUCAGGGAAGUGGACACUACCAAGGAGAUAACCAGUUCCAGAGCAACAGCCAGUUUCAGGCCAACAGCCAAUACCCAAGCUACAAUCACUUCCAGAAUAAUGCACACUUCCAAGGCAAUGGCCACUUUGAAGGAAAUAGCCACUUGCAGGGGAAUCAGUAUCCAGGGAACUUGCAGUAUGAAGGAAAUUUUGUGAUACCUAGUAAUCCAGGGACAAGAAUGAUGUGUGAUGAAAACUACCAGACGUUCAUCGUAAACAAUGCAACACAGGUGCCGGGGAUGGACUUGCAAUCAAAUACAAGGCAGUAUAAUUCAGUAUCUCAUAGUGUAAGAAGAGGCCCACCGCCAAAGUCAAGUGUAAGGUAUAAUUCGGGAAAAACAGAACAGAAUUGGUCUUUACCAGUGGGGCAAAGCAUGCUUCCAAGUGAUAGUCAAACUAUGGCAACAUCUGGCAGUAGUACUGUUAAUGUCUCAAAGGGAAUAGGCAAAAGUUCACCAGUGACUAGUGAUGGUUCUGUUGCAAAUGUUGUCAAUGCAAAUCCAUCUCAAAAUAACUUAAGUUUUCAGAAUAGGACUUACUCUGGUAACAACAAAUCAGGGAAUACAGCAGGAAACUUUCCAAAAGAGUUACCCCGUAAUCCAAAUGCUGGUGAAAAUGGAGCGUUUGGAGGUGAAGCUAAAGUCAGUCCCCAAGGUAAUGAUAGUGAAGGUUUUAUCAAUGGAAUUUCAAGUGAUGGAGGUGUGAAGAAUAAGGGAAUGAAUCGUGGAAGGGGAGGAAGGGGAAGAAGAGGAGGAAGGCGAAACUAUGGAACAGAUAGGCUGAGUCAAGGGCCGAACAUGCCUUACAACUGGUAUGAAUCUCGAGGAGCCGCAUAUGACCAGGACCAGAAGAAACGUGACAGGGAAAGUGCUCUGGCAGAGACUGCAGCAUUUAUGCAGAGGAUGAGUCUUGGCCGUACAGAUAACCUUCCCGCAAAGGAAUUUGAUAACAAUAAUGACAGAAGAUCUAGAGGUGGUCGAGGGAGAUAUGAUCGGGGUGGCAGUCAUGGAGGAGGUGACAAGAGGCAGCAGAGGAACAAUUCUGAAGAGGAAAAACAAGGGAAGGAAUGGAAGAACAGGCAGGUGCGAACAGAGGAUGGAAGGACAUAUAAUGGAGGUUACAGCAAUGCUUAUGAUCUGGCUAAUGAUCAGGAAAGGCCUCUCAGGCAAGAAAAAAACUUUGGCCGCAGUAGAAAUGGACGUAAGAACAAUAAUGGAGAAGGGCAGGGGUUUGAUGGAGAGGUGGGAGAGAGGGAAGAAGGUGCCUCAGCUCAGGGUCCAAAGCCAGGAAGAGGCAGGGGCAGAGGCAGAAAUGACAAUGGGAGAAAGCUAUGGGGAGGCAGUGAGCAGAGUGAUGGGCCAGGGAGGGAGGUCGCCCCAGUGAAGAAUGAACAGAAGGCAGAGAAGGAGAGCAGCCCAGUAUCAACACCCAGUGUAACAAGUUCAGGCAAAGAAGAUGAGCAGACCCAGAGGGACAGACUCAUGGAGCAGCUGAUGAAGGGAGUGUAUGAAUGCAUGGUAUGUUGCGACCGUAUCAAGCAGCAUCAUGCUAUAUGGUCCUGUGUCAACUGCUACAACUGCUUCCACUUAGGAUGCAUAAAGAAAUGGGCAAAAAGUUCCACUGGAGACUCUGGAUGGAGGUGUCCAGCUUGCCAAGCAGCCACGCCAAAAGUCCCAAAUGCCUACCUUUGUUUUUGUGGCAAAUUACGUGAACCAGAGUGGAACCGACGUGACACACCACAUUCAUGUGGAGAGGUGUGUGGUCGAGGAAGGAAGAUUGACUGGUGUAAUCACAAGUGCAAUAUUCUAUGCCAUCCAGGACCGUGCCCUCCUUGCGCAGCAUACGUUAAGAAGACCUGUCCCUGUGGAGCCAAAAGCCAGGACGUGCGCUGUAGCAUCACUGAGCCCUUCGUGUGUGAGGGAGUAUGUGGGAAGGUGCUGAAUUGUGGGGGCCACACUUGUGAAAAGCUAUGUCAUUCUGGACCCUGUGGUGACUGUCAGCAGGAAGUAGAGCAGAAAUGCUACUGUGGAAAGGAGAGCCGAUGUGCAAAGAUGAUCAACAUCAAUGCAACAUUUGGUAACUUCAUCAGCCUUGGCAGUGAGCUCCGAGCACAAGACAUUUUGAUCCAUGGCUCCACAUCGGCACUUAACUGGAGUCUCAAGGGGGCAGGGAGGGCAGGGACCUUCAUGGCACAGAGCCUGGCACUCAUGGUAGGAGCCAGGAACGCCACAUUUCAGUGUGCGCUGGCAAGGCUGGCUACAGGGACACCUGGUGAUGGCGGUAAUGGCCCUGGCACAAGGCUUGCACUCUCCCUCAUGACAGGUCUCUAUGCAGAUCCCGGAAAAUUGACGUGGGAAAUUUACAUCUGCAUAGAGACCUGUCUGAGGGAGAGUGCAAAACCUUUUGCCAAGGGCCUUAAACCCCAUCCCAGGGGUCCCUGUGGGAAAUGCCAGGCUCUGGCCAUGAAGGUCCCUGCCCCCCUGCCCCUUGAGACCCAUUUUAAAUGCCGAUGUGGAGCCCUGGGUCAAAUGUCUUGUGCUCGGAGCUCACUGCCAAGGCUGAUGAAGUCUGUAAAAAACCAUGAGGACAUUGAUUUUUGGCCCUUUACAAAAGCGGGGCUUUGCCAUCGUGGAAUUGUCCAAGUUUCCAAGACAAUGCGAAGCACACCGUGUUACCUGAAGGCAGUGUCAUGUGGUGCCAUCUGUGGCUUUCCUCUUCCCUGUGGCUUGCACAAGUGCAUACGUGUGUGUCAUGAGGCCCCUUGCGUCCCAGCUGGAACCCUGUGCACGCAGAAGUGCAUGAAGCCACGAGAGAACUGUGGGCAUCCCUGCUCCAACCCUUGCCACAGUGGCCCCUGUCCUGAUAAUUCGUGCAAGGAGAUGGUAAAGAUUACUUGCACAUGUGGACACCGUAAGACCAUGCUGCAGUGUUCAGAGAAUGAUCGAGAGUACAGAGCUCUUGCAACUUCAUUGCUUGCAUCACAAAUGCAGAACAUGAAUAAUGGAAGUACUGUUGACUUGUCUGAUAUCUUUACUUCUACAACAAGGCCAGAUAAGUUAAAAAGACUUCAUUGCAACGAUGAGUGCAUGCAGAUAGAGCGCAAUCGCCGCCUUGCACUGGCUCUUCAGAUAGAGAAUCCUGAAACUCGUGAUAAACUUGGAAAUGCUUCUGUGCUCUUCUCCGAUUUUAUGAAGGAUGAAGCGCGGAAGGAUCCCAAUCUUGCAAAGAUGGUUCAUGAUGCGCUAACAGAUCUUGUCCUCAAGGCAAAGGAGUCAAAGCAGAAGAGUCGCAGUCAUUCCUUCGCCCCAAUGAACAGAGAAAAGAGGCAGUUUGUCCAUGAAUACUGUGAGCAUUUUGGCUGCCAGAGUCAGUCUUAUGAUGAUGAACCUAAGAAAAACAUAGUUGCCACAGCUGUCAAAGGAAUGGGACAGUCGACAAGGGAUGAAGAAGCUGGAGAAAUCAAGCAGCAUUGAGAAAGAGACAGAGAGUGCGACAGCCAAGGCGCCUCCUAUAGAUUAUUUUGACUUUGAAGACUAGAUGCUUAAGGAUAUUGUUGGAGGAAAUGGAAACCCACUGAUAAAGUUUGCCUCAAAACUUGCUGAUAUUUAGACAUUUUUUGUACACUUUGAGAGACCAUCACCUUAUUUACCCAGUGUUAAAAACUCCUGCUCGUUUGUUCAGUGCAGCUUCAGUUUUUCUUUGUUGUGCAGAUUAAGAAAAUCUCUGUUUGUUACUUUAUUUUUAUUGGGAUAAAAAAAAAUUGUCAUAGCUAUUUGCAUCAUUGAAUGAUUCCAGGUUAUUGUGUUUGAAACAUUGAACCAGUGCAUAUUUUUGUUAUUACUCAUUCCUCCCAUUACAUAUCCUUCUAAUUCAUUCCUCAUUUACUUGGAGGAACUAUAUAUAUUAUGUGAUGAGAUUAGUGUCUAUAUAUACAAACACACCUAACUUUAUAUUCUAUUCUAUUGAUGAUCUUUGGCUAUGUCCCCCUUAGUGGAUUGUUUCAGAUAGUUGCUCUGAAGGCAUUGUCCUAGCCAAGGAAAGACCAUGCAUUAACAUAUUCAGUUUACUGUGUGACACUCAUAUUAAUAAAUAUUCAUAUAUACAUGUCAUAUAUACGGUUAUUUGGAGCUCUGUCCACUAGUAUUUUUUCUUUUCUUUAAUUAUCAGGAGUAAAUUCAGGUGGAAUUUGAAAACUGUUAUAUUGGUUUGAAAUAAAUGCAUAUUCUUGGAU